Messenger RNA from Spirometra erinaceieuropaei, 2789 nucleotides. NCBI's taxonomy places the organism in Eukaryota, Metazoa, Platyhelminthes, Cestoda, Diphyllobothriidea, Diphyllobothriidae. The record is from the annotation of a GenBank genome assembly.
AUGUCAAAGCAGAAGGAGGACGUCCGCCUCAUGGUUAAGCAUGUUAAGUAUAAAAAGGUUGACGGCACGCUGUAUGUAAAUUCUGGUCGUGUCGCUUGGCGCAAUCAGACGUCGGACACCUUUCGAAUCAGUGCACCGUUCGAAGACAUUCGACUUCAACGUGUCAGUCCUGAUCAAAAAGAGAAGGUUCAACUCCAACUGUUAAUGCACAAUAAUGAAUCUUUCACGUUCCAAUUUUCGGAUCCAAUCGGUCGAGAGAAGCAGCUGGAAAUGCGGAAUCGCGUUAAGGAGAUGCUCCAACAUUUAUUACCAAAAUUUAAGGAUAAAGUAAGUGUUCGCCAUUGUGCUCCGAGUUACUGAGGUGUAUAACACUUGUCCGUAGUAAGCAGAAUUCUGCUGCUUUAUAUGUGGUCCAUUUCUUUUAUGGCCUGAAGUAUGCCCGGACAGCCAUGCCCCAGCAUGUUGCUAGCUCGCAGCAGUCAUAGGCAUGCCGGCGCAUAGGUCUGUUUUCGUGUCAGUAAUAUGCUGGGAACUUAGGGUGGACGCCCUAACCCUUGAGCUUGUUUAUCCGGUCUCAGUCUUUGGCAGUCACAUAUGACAGCUAUUCUACCCGACUCCUUGUGCAUCCCCACGAGCAGUCAGUAUUGACGAUAAUAAGACUUGGCGGUGCAAUCUGCGUGUAGAUGCAUCCACGCCGGACCACAACUUUUGCUCGGCAUGGCCGGUAAUAUGGCGAAUUGUCUUCCGGUCAUUUGUCCCUCACAAUGUAGUCACCGGUACACGCCAAUCAGGAAGUAGCACUUACCAGCAUGAAAAAUGGCACAUUGUCUAACACUGUCCAAGGAAAUUUCUGCAUGCGUAAUUUGUGCCUCCUAGACCUACUAAGCAUUUUGAACUUCCUAUUUGCCAUCUUGCCCGGUAUUUCCGUGUUGUACGAAGUUUAUAGAUUUUCCUUCUUCCGUCUAGGCACACUCCGAGCUAAACGAAAAGUUUCGCCUUUUGGAAUCAAACCCUCAGCUUUUGGCCCUUUACAAGGAACUAGUAGUGACCGGUAUCCUCAGUUCCGAGGAGUUUUGGGCUCGUCCGGAGUUUCCGCAAAAAUCUUCAGAAUCCUCACCGUCGACGUCUAACGCGAAAGCUGGCGAAAAACAGGGUCAAACAGAUGCUGCCGGCAAAUCACAGGCUCUCACAAGUUAUCGUUUGCAGGAACGAACUCAGACACCGGGUGUACCAAGUUUUCUUCUCAGCGACAUCAAGCCGGAAGUGGAUGGUGUAAAUAGCAUAAAAUACAACCUCACUCAGGAAACAAUUGAUGCCAUUUUCCGUGCCUAUCCCACGGUACGUCAAAGGCAUCGUGAGCUCGUUCCCGAUAAGUUAUCUCAGGCUGACUUUUGGAAGAAGUUUUUUCAAUCUCACUACUUCCACAGGUUUGUUCACCUCUAAUGUCCAGAUCGUUUACUUAUGACCGAGUUAAAUCCCAUCGCUGAUGUAUUUGAUUGUUUGAUUAGGCUUUUUGUACCGCAGAGCCCAUGAUGUAAAUUUAUACCAGGGUCCUCGCUAAAUCCCGAUUACACAUAUUUUUAUUUCUUCCUUAUAGAGACCGGGUCCAGAUUAAACAGGACGACGUUUUUGGCGAGUGUGCAGCGCAGGAUGAGCGCAUUCUACAAAGUGAACUUCGCAAGUCCCGUCGAAUGCGUUUAUCGACCCACCUCAACGUAGGUGAGUUGGAGGACAAGAACGCCUUCCAGGGUUAUGGGACCGAUCCUGCAGUCACUGACAUCGCGCCUAUUGCAUCAACUCCGGUGACGUCGAAUGUCGCUGACCAGAAGCUCUCCACCAAUCAGCUACUUCUCCGCCGGUUUAAUAUGCACUCGAUUAUGAUUUUGCGAUCUCUUUGUUCGGUUGACCCUCCCGGCCAACAUCCAGCAAAUCACGUGGACUCCGCUCGUCACGAGGCAUCCUACAAAGAACUUGCUUCCAGUGGUCAUCUCAAGGAACGCAUAUUUCGUACGGAAUUGCGCGACGAAACGCCAGAUGCAGCGAUUUCUUUGCAUUUGGAAAAUACCGCAGACUAUUUUGAGGGACCAACUGUCGCUCAGUUAAAAUCCGUGAGUGGAGUGCAGCUGAACGGAGGUCCUGGCAGUGCCUCUUUCAAAAGCGGCCUUAAUUCCAACCAGGCAAAACAGGCUCUUCUCGCUUGUCUCGCUUCUAUCAGAAUGGCUCGACGAGGUUCGCCUAGUGUAUGCUCGGACUACAACGCCCAACUAGCCAUUGCCGACGUUUCGGCUGGUGGUUUUUUGAUGGGUGGGAGGUCCACUGUGCGUGAGCAAGCGGACUGGAAGGUAGACUCACGCGCUUCUGCAGGAGCUUCCAGCAAUGGAACGGCCGGUUCCACUGUUGGUGACGCCGUCUCUGCAGCCCCCCAGCACAACCACUCAGUCGUCCUUCUCUCCCCUGAUCAGUCAAAGGAGCUUGCGCUGCUUUAUGCAAGCGCCGGUGAACUGCUCCGCCACUUUUGGGCUUGUUUCCCCGUCACCAGUCCCCAGCUGGGCGCAAAACUAGAUCGCAUAAGCGAGAGUCUCAAUCGCUUUAAAUCCACCAAAUUGUAUCCUUUUAUUACAUCACUGGAAUCUCCGGGUGUGAUUGUUGAGCCGAGCACUUCCUCCCCAGCGAACAAGAGCGCGUGUUCAACUAACCGGUACCGAUCUCGGGUUACUGCCCACUUAGAGUCAAUGAUAAACUGUGCAGAAUCCAAAUACAAGGAGUGGCACGAACGGCGUCGGAAGUGA